Molecule: messenger RNA, 7201 nt
Organism: Gymnodraco acuticeps
Lineage: Eukaryota; Metazoa; Chordata; Actinopteri; Perciformes; Bathydraconidae
Product: collagen alpha-1(XI) chain-like
Exons: 67
Coding region: 277-5733 (1818 amino acids)
Molecular function (GO): heparin binding; extracellular matrix structural constituent
Source: RefSeq, a predicted model, not a curated record
CUGUCGGUUCAGGUUCAGCGUUGCGGCUUUUGUCCAGCCUCCUGACGGUGCGCAGCUCAGGGAACCGAGUGCCUUGCGCUUUUUUCAUGAAAGCCAUUCACCAUCAGUCUGAGAUCUGGGCUUAAGUGGGAGUGGAUCUGAAGGGCCCGGUCUGGCUGUGAUUUUUUUACUUUCACACAUGGCGCUCUAGUAUAAGCACACUACACUUGUGGAUUGUGGAAGGGACCGAGUUUUGUUAAAAGUCGCCCUUUUUCUGUACGGCCGCGGGCGCUAAUCAUGGAGAUGCAUAUGUGUACCACCAGGUGGAAAACGAAAAAAUGGCUAUGGGAUUCAACGCUAAUCGCUGCGGUCACGUUAACUUUCCUUCUGCAAGCUGCCGGUGUCAGAGCAGCUGAACCAGUAGAUGUCCUGAAGGCUCUAGACUUCCAGAGCUCUCCUGAAGGAGUACGGAAAACACCAGGCUUCUGCACGGCCCGGAGAGGAUCCAAACCAGACGUUGCUUACAGAGUGGGAAAACAGGCUCAGAUCAGUGCUCCAACCAAACAGCUCUUCCCAGGAGGAGUUUUCCCAGAAGAUUUCUCCAUCCUGUUUACCAUCAAGCCCAAGGCUGGCCUCCAGUCCUUCUUGCUGUCGGUGUACAACCAGCAAGGCAUCCAGCAGCUGGGCGUGGAGGUGGGCCGUGCGCCCGUUUUCCUGUACGAGGACCAGAAUGGCAAGCCUGCCCCAGAAGAGUACCCCCUGUUCCGCUCCAUCAACCUGGCUGACGGGAAAUGGCAUCGUGUAGCCAUCAGCGUGGAGAAGAAGAGUGUCACCAUCAUUGUGGACUGUAAGAAGAAGGUGACCAGGCCCCUCGCCAGAAGCGACCAGGCCGUUAUCAACACAGAAGGCAUUACUGUCUUUGGAACCAGAAUCCUGGAUGAGGAAGUCUUUGAAGGUGACAUCCAGCAGCUGCUGAUAGUGGCAGACCCCAGAGCAGCCCAUGACUACUGUGAACACUACAGCCCUGACUGUGAAACCCCCAACCACCACGACACCCCCCAGGCCCAGCAACCCGACGAAGAGUACACUAACUAUGAUUAUGGCGAGCUCUAUGACUACAAUGAAGGAGCGGUUACCACUGACCCUGCCCCAACUGCAGAAGUCAAGGCUGAGACAAAUGUUGGUGGAGAAUACUACACGGAUGAGUAUGACUACUCCACAGUGGAUGGAAAUCAGCCUGAAACCCCCACUGAGACCACUGGCCCGACCUAUGAAGGGGAGAUAGUGGAUGAUUACAUCACUGGUGUGGAGCAGGUCGGAGUGGACCCCACCGCUGUGGCAGAAAACCCUGCUCCAUCUGACCCCAAUGUGAAAGCAGAACCUGAUGUUUAUGAAUUCAAGGAAUACGACCUGAAGGAAUAUGACCACAAAGAGGUUGUAGAGAAGCCAUACGACUAUAGUGAUUAUGGCGAUUAUGGCACCGCUAAAGCCAAUCCAACACCCGCAUUAUACGAGGAGGAGUUCGGUCCUGGUGUUCCAGCUGAGACGGACAUCCGAGAGAGCAAUCUUGGUGGAGGAAGUUACCUGGGAGAAAAAGGAGAGAAGGGUGAACCUGCCGUCAUUGAGCCUGGGAUGCUUGUAGAAGGACCCCAAGGAGCCCCCGGCCAAGCAGGUGUUCCUGGUACCUCAGGAUUGCAGGGUCCUCCAGGUCCCCUAGGAGAUCAUGGUGAGAGGGGUCCUCCAGGGCGUUCUGGUCUGCCCGGUUCAGACGGUGUCCCGGGGCCUCCAGGUACCAUUCUGAUGCUUCCAUUCCGUGCGGGUGGUGAGUCGCACAAGGGACCUGUGGUUUCAGCCCAGGAAGCUCAGGCUCAGGCUAUCCUGUCUCAGGCCAGGCUUGCCAUGAGAGGACCUUCGGGGCCAGCGGGCAUGACAGGAAGGAACGGACCUGUGGGAGGUCCUGGUUCUAACGGAUUUAAAGGUGACGGUGGUGACUCCGGACCACAGGGACCCAGAGGUCUUCAGGGUUCAACUGGUCCUACAGGGAAAGCAGGAAAGAGGGGCCGUAACGGAGUCGAUGGUGCCCGAGGAAUGCCAGGAGAGGGAGGCGGCAAGGGCGACAGAGGUUUCGACGGCCUCCCUGGUCUUCCUGGAGAAAAGGGGCAUAGAGGAGAGCUCGGCUCUUCAGGUCCUCCAGGCUCUCCAGGAGACGAUGGCCAGAGAGGUGAAGAUGGCCAGGUUGGACAGAGAGGUGUGGCUGGAGAGAGUGGUCCUCGAGGUUUGCUCGGCCCCAGAGGGUCUGCGGGUACUGGUGGGCAGCGUGGUCUUUCUGGUCCUGAUGGUCAAUCUGGUCCCAAAGGAAACAUGGGUCCACAAGGAGAGCCGGGGCCUCCUGGGCAGCAGGGUAAUCCUGGUCCACAUGGUCUUGGUGGUCCUCAAGGUCCGAUUGGGCCUCCUGGUGAAAAAGGACCUCAAGGGAAACUAGGUUUGGGUGGCCUUUCUGGUGCUGAUGGCCCUCCUGGUCACCCCGGUAAAGAAGGUCCUGCAGGCGAGAAAGGAGCAGCUGGUUUCAAUGGUCCUUUGGGAUCCAUCGGCUACCCUGGGCCUCGCGGUGUGAAAGGUGCUGAGGGAAUUAGAGGCCUUAAAGGGGGCAAAGGAGAAAAGGGAGAAGAUGGGUUCCCCGGCUUCAAAGGCGACAUGGGUCUCAAGGGUGACAAGGGUGAGAAUGGUGUAUUGGGAGUCAGAGGAGAGGAUGGCCCCGAGGGCCCCAAGGGAACAUCAGGACCAAACGGAGAGUCCGGUCCUUUGGGAACAGGUGGAGAGAAGGGAAAACUUGGAGUCCCUGGAUUACCUGGAUACCCUGGUCGACUAGGCCCCAAGGGCUCCAACGGAUUCCCUGGAUUCCCAGGGGCGAAUGGAGAGAAGGGAGGAAGGGGAAUCGCCGGCAAAGCAGGACCGAGAGGGCAGCGCGGCCCAACGGGUCCACGUGGUGGGCGUGGUGCUAGAGGACCAACCGGAAAGCCAGGUGCAAAGGGCACUUCAGGCAAUGAUGGAGCAGGGGGUCCACCAGGAGAGAGGGGACCUCAAGGACCACAGGGACCCGUCGGCUUCCCCGGACCUAAAGGACCAAACGGACCGGCAGGAAAAGAUGGGCUGCCCGGUCACCCCGGACAGAGAGGAGAGACGGGCUUCAAUGGAAAGACGGGACCUCCGGGACCUGGAGGGGUGGUUGGACCUCAGGGCCCGACUGGAGAGACAGGACCUAGCGGAGAGCGAGGACACCCAGGCUCUCCAGGUCCACCUGGUGAGCAAGGUCUGCCUGGAUCUGCUGGAAAAGAGGGCGGAAAGGGUGAUCCAGGUCCUCAGGGUGGUGGUGGCAAGGCAGGACCUUCCGGCCUCAGGGGCUUCCAGGGGGCCAGAGGUCUUCCAGGAGCCAUGGGUCCAGGUGGCUUGAAGGGAGGAGAAGGGCCUCAGGGUCCCCCCGGCCCCCUCGGUUCUCCUGGAGAGAGAGGUGCUGCUGGCCCUGGAGGUCCCAUCGGCCUGACAGGACGCAACGGCCCCCAAGGACCACCGGGCCCUGCUGGAGAAAAAGGAGGACCUGGAGAGAAAGGACCCUUGGGCCCCGCUGGCCGUGAUGGCAUUCAGGGUCCUGUUGGUCUUCCUGGUCCUGCCGGCCCUCAGGGGCCCCCCGGAGAGGACGGUGACAAGGGAGAAGUUGGUGGACCCGGACAGAAGGGAAGCAAAGGAGACCACGGUGAACUGGGUCCACCAGGCUCAGCCGGUCUUCAGGGUGUGCUCGGAGCUCCUGGUCCAGCUGGCAGCGAUGGUGAGUCUGGACCCAGGGGACAGCAGGGUAUGUUUGGCCAGAAAGGAGACGAAGGAUCCAGAGGAUUCCCCGGUCUUCCAGGACCCGUCGGACUGCAGGGUUUGCCCGGCCCUCCUGGUGAGAAGGGAGAGAACGGAGACGUUGGAGCAAUGGGUCCACAUGGUCCUCCUGGCCCCAGAGGUCCUCAGGGUUCCAGCGGAGCCGAUGGUGCUCAAGGUCCUCCCGGUGGUAUCGGUUCAAUGGGAGGUGUUGGUGAGAAGGGAGAAAACGGUGAAUCUGGCAACCCAGGAUCAGCUGGAGAGCCUGGUCUCGGAGGUAUCCGUGGAGAGAAUGGAGAGAAGGGAGAAUCCGGCCCCCCCGGAUCUGCUGGACCAGCCGGUGCCCGCGGGCCCCCUGGAGACGACGGCCCCAAGGGCAACCCCGGUCCUGUCGGAUUCCCAGGAGACUCCGGUCCCCCUGGAGAGGCCGGUGCUGCUGGUCUUGACGGUUUAGCUGGUGACAAAGGAGACGACGGAGAGGCCGGACAACCAGGCCCUGCAGGUCCAUCUGGUGAGGCUGGAGUACCAGGACCUCCGGGUAAAAGGGGACCUAUUGGAAAAGCAGGUCUGGAGGGCAAACAAGGAGAAAAAGGAUCCAAGGGAGAAGCUGGAGCCGAGGGGCCUGAUGGGAAAACUGGACCUGUGGGACCUCAGGGGCCCGCUGGGAAGUCCGGUCCUGAGGGACUGCGUGGAAUUCCUGGCCCUGUUGGUGAGCAAGGGUUACCUGGUGCUUCUGGUCAAGACGGCCCCCCUGGACCUAUUGGACCCCCUGGACUCUCUGGUAUGAAAGGUGACUCUGGAGGGAAGGGAGGGAAGGGUCAUCCCGGUCUUAUCGGUCUGAUCGGACCUCCUGGUGAGUCCGGCGAGAAGGGAGACAGAGGACUACCUGGAUCUCAGGGUACCAGCGGAGGAAAGGGAGAUUUUGGUACUGUUGGUACCUCUGGUCCCCUCGGCCCUCCUGGUCCUCCUGGUAUUUCUGGCCCUCAAGGACAGAAAGGUUCCAAGGGAACAUUCGGUACAGCCGGUCAGAAGGGAGACACUGGACUGAUCGGACAACCCGGACCCCCUGGUCCUCCCGGUGACUUCAUCCAGCCGCUGCCCAUCCAGGGGGCAGGCAGCAGGAAGACGAGGCGGCAGGCUGACGUUCAGGGAGACGCUGCGAUGGCAGACUACAGCGUGGAUGCCGGUAUGGAGGGAAUGGAGGAUGUCUUCGGAUCCCUCAACAACCUCAAACAGGACAUCGAGCGCAUGAAGUUCCCCAUGGGCACCCAGGACAAUCCUGCCAGGACCUGCAACGACCUGCAACUCAGCCAGCCCGACUACCCCGACGGUGAAUACUGGAUCGAUCCCAACCAGGGCUGCACCGGAGACGCCAUCCAAGUGUUCUGUAACUUCACAGCGGGCGGAGAAACCUGCAUCUUCCCAGAUAAGAAAUCCGCAGGGGUUAGAAUAUCCAACUGGCCCAAGGAGUCUCCAGGGGCAUGGUUCAGUGAAUUUAAACGUGGAAAGAUUUUGAACUACGUUGACAUGACAGAAAGCACCAUCGCCACAGUUCAGAUGACCUUCCUGAAGCUUCUGAGCUCCUCGGCUCGGCAGAACAUCACCUACAUCUGCCAUCAGUCGGUGGCCUGGUACGACGCCAAGGCGGACAGCUACGACAAGGCGCUGCGCUUCCUGGGCUCCAACGACGAGGAGCUGUCCUACGACAAUAAUCCCUUCAUCAAGCCCCUGACGGACGGCUGCUCGCUGAAGCAGGGCUACUCCAAGUCGGUGCUGGAGAUCAACACUCCCCGCAUCGACCAGUUGCCCAUCAUUGACGUCAUGCUGAAUGACUUUGGGGAAUCCAACCAGAGGUUUGGCUUUGAGGUCGGCCCCGUCUGUUUCCUCGGCUAGACACACCCCCUACUCCCCGCUGAAGGACAGGGUCAGAGGGUCCAUACUAACACCCACAUGCUGAGAUCCCACCGCCUUAAACCUUCUCUCCCUGCGAAGUCAAAAACCUGUGUUUUCUUUCGUUGCCGAGAAGAUCCACUGAAGCCCUGGAGAAGAAGAGUUGCCCCCCCCCCCAGGCCCUGUCAUGAAGUGCUGACCCGGGGAAGCUACUCCUCGCCCUUGUAGGGCCAGAAUCACAUGACUUUAACUUACAUGUAGGAACGGGAGUGACAUCAGGAAAAGGACAUUUGAUGCCGUGGCGGACAGAGCAACAGAGAGGAUCCACUCCCCCCCCCCCCCCCCCCCCCCCCCCACGCCUCCCUCUCUGGAGCUCCAGGUGCUGCUCUGAAUACAACCACAGGGGUGCUUUUGUGCAGAAUCACAAAACACUCAAGGUGCUACAAAAAAGUGCUUUUUGAUAAAACUGUAAUUAUUAUUAUUAUUGUGUAUAAUAUUGUUCUUUCCUGAAUCCACUCAACUUGCAUGUGCCCCAGCUCUUAGUUUAAAUAAGUAUUUGGUAAGCUAUAGGAAUAAAUCCAAUGAGUAUAUUUGAUGUGUGUUAAAAACAAAAUUGCUAAGAAAUAUGUCUUUUGAAAACAUUCCAAUUUGUAAGUACAAAAUAAUCCUUUUGUAAAUAAUAUGACUUUCAGUAUUUGUUAUUAAUAAGAGCUAACUGGAACAUCACCUAACUCUAAAAGCAUUUUGUCUUUUUCAUGCCAGUUGGUAUGCCCAUUAGGAUAUUAAGCCAUAAUAAAAUGAGAUAUUAAUAUAAAUAUUGUAAGAAAGGGCUUGUUCUUCCACACUUUAUUCCCUCAGAUGUUAUAUUGUACCUCAGUUUCUUUUACAAAAUGUGGACAUAUUGGGCUCCUCAUCAACCAUGUUGUUAUCUUGAUAACACAAUCACAAUCUUUGUAAAAUGACUUCCAAAGAAAAGUAGUCCAAUUGUUGUGGGGUCUUUACCAACAUUGAGGAAAAAAAUCCCCCUUUAUUUUGUUAUUUGUGACAACGAACAACAUGUUUUCAUGUGCCUUGAAUUGUUCUUUCUAAAAUAUUAAAACUGGAUUCUGAAAAUGGUUGGGUUGAAUGUCUGUAUUGUUGGCUAUUUGAGUGCAGAUAUGAUAAGUGUCCUCUCUGUGAUUCUGCGCUGCCUUCUACAUAUUACCUUCCUACGCCUCGAUCGUUUAAGAUUAGGAGGAUUAGUGGCUCCCUGUGAUUGAUUCUGCUGAGCCAGGCUCUGUGAUCUCUUCCACUCUCUUUCUCUGACUCCGAUUUGCCUUUGAUCAAGAUCUGUUUGUAUCUCCACCUCUUUAGCUUAGAGCUAUCCUAGCAUAGACUCCAGAGUCGCUUUCAAACCUGUGUAACUACAGUAUGUUUACAACCAUGUACAAAUGAAAUAAAUGUUUGGUGCUUUGCCAAAUGCACACUGCAA